This is a messenger RNA of Mucor mucedo, 2268 nucleotides long. RefSeq lists its product as uncharacterized. The transcript has 8 exons. Gene Ontology annotation, molecular function: DNA binding. Bases 1 to 2268 code for a protein of 755 amino acids. The record is from RefSeq and is a predicted model, not a curated record. Lineage: Eukaryota; Fungi; Mucoromycota; Mucoromycetes; Mucorales; Mucoraceae.
AUGAAUCCCUUGUAUUCUAAGCCCAUCUACCCUAAGCGCCGUGUUAUUAGAAAUCCCGAGGAAGAAGGAUAUGAAGUUGUAUUCGAGCAUGCCGAGGAAACUUUAAGAGAAGUUCAGCCUGCACCUAAAAAACCUCGUAGAGGUCGUCCACCAAAAAUCACUAUGUCCGUUGAAUCCCCAAUUGCCGAGAGUUCUGGACCAACUUAUGAUCAUCCUGCUCUCCCCAUUUCAAGCUCUCUCGUUUUAUCCCAAAGUAGACCCUUGGGAUACACAUGUGAGUUUGAACUUGAAAUUAAGGCCUUGCCGAUGAAAGUGCGUGGAAGUACUGCAGCAAUUUAUGGGAUGCCUUUAGAAAAUUGGAAGGACGUUUGUGAAAAGAACCGACAUAGAUAUCCCGUUGAUCCUAUGUAUCGAUAUACUGUUGGGCCUACCGAAUUUGUUGUUGCUUUCUUCAAAGAGUCUGUUUUUAAGCGUACUUAUAACAAGAGUGUUUCGAUUGAAAAUGAUGUGAGAACACAGAUUGGCUUACGAACUGAAGAUAAUGUAGACAACCAACCAUCAUUGCGACAAAUGGCAAAUAAUGCACCAUCUAAUAAAAAUGGUACUAAAAAAGUAAUUGAAUCUAGUCGCCGAGAAGUCGAAUGGUCAUCUCCUAAAAAAACGAAGAAAAUAAUUGAAUUAAUCAAGAAGUACGAGCAUGAUCUUGUUUACGAUCAAGUUCAAACAAAUGUGGAUAGAGCAUCACAUUGUGUUAUUCGUGAUUCUUGCAAGUCUGGCGAAUUAAUUAGAAUUUUAAAAAGCCUUUGGAUUUCAAGUGCUAAUUCUGGUGUACGUGAAAUGUUUUCUAUAUCUUCUCGUCACCACAUGUUACGUCGUGAUCAAGAUCUGAGAAAUCUGAACUUUGCUGACUGUUUUUGUACCAUCAUUCCCAAAACACAGCACAAAGGUAUUCAGCAGGCUUUAGCUUUGGUCUUUAGUCUUGACAAGGGUAAGACCCUAAAAGAAGGCGAGGUUAAAUUUGCUUGUGCUAUGCGUCAUGAAAACGUUAGUGGCGAUUUCUUGAAUGAAGACAGAUGGCAUAACUGGAAGGUAUUGCGUGGGCGUAUUAGUCCCGAGAAAAGCUUGUCUGGUGGUUCUCAAUGGAAAACAGCAAAGAAAGCACUCGCAGACGAAGAAAUUUUUACCACUCGAGUAACUCACUGUAGCCGUCAUGCUGGUUCAAUGGAAGCAGAAGGAUUAGGAAUUCCAUUUGACCUGAUCAAGCGUGUUGGAAGAUGGAAAGAUCGUCUUGGUCGGUUAAAAACCCACUAUCUUGCAAGAAAUACUGUUUCUCCGUCUUUGGAGCUUCAAAGAACAAUCUUUCCUCGGAUUGAAAGUUACUUUGGUGUUGGUAGCGUUGAAUGGGAGGCUGCGUGUGAUAAUAAGAUGAAAGAAAUUGAUGAAAAGGAAGACGAGGAUGACAAUGUAAUCAACAUGGAAAUAAGAAGCCAAGCCGAUCCUGUUGAAUUUAACAGCAUAGAAACGGCAAAGAGGGGGUUCUUAAGACUGUUAAUCAGAUGUCGUAGAAUCAUCUUACAAGACGCAGCUAUAUAUCUGUAUAUGAAUAAAGAAAACAAACAUGUCAGUAAUGAUAAACGUUUGUUCUCAAACUAUCAGUUCAAGAUGUUUGAACAAGAUGUAAUAGCAGCUAUCAACAGUCCUUCUAUUGAUAGGCUGGAAGAGCACGAAGGUCUUGCUCCAAAUAUACUCGACACAGACAAAGAGGUGGCCAGACGAGUUGCAGAAGCUGCCCGACAAAUUUCACAUCUCCAACAUCAACAAGACAACAGAUUCGAAAAAUUCGAAAUUUCUUUUAAUAAUUACGUUAAUCAAAAUAAUCAGCAAAACGUUCCUUUGAUGAACAUGAACCAACAACUGACAAAAGAUUUAAGGAUUCGUAUGAUGCAACGACAGUGCCUGAAUUCACAGAUGCAGCUAAUGAUGGCCACCAACAACGCUUUCACAAACUCAAAUGCCAACAAUAAUUUGACACAGCCACAAAAUUUCCCUGCUCUUCAAAUGCAAUCUUUUCCUACUAUUCCAAUGCAAUCUUUUCCUACUAUUCCAAUGCAAUCCCUUCCUGCUAUCCCCAACUCACAACACCCUGUUACAAUUCAGCCUGCCAUAGCAUCAACAAAUGCUAACCAGAAAACCGCAACCUCGCCAAAGCAAAAAGAAAGAGCGAAAAAAGCCAGAUGGGUCAGCUACGAACCUACCAAUUCCGAAUAA